CUCAUGAAGAGACAGAGCACAGCAACAACGACGAGAAGAAGAAAGAAAGAAAGAAUGGAGAGAAGUGAGUCCCCGAUCGAUCUUCCCGGCUUCCGAUUUCACCCCACGGAGGAGGAGCUGCUGGAUUUCUACCUGAGGCAGAUGGCUCAUGGCAGGAAGCUCAACUUCGAUAUCAUCGGCACUCUCAAUAUCUACCUUCAUGAACCAUGGGAGCUUCCAGGUUUGGCGAAGAUAGGGGAGAGGGAGUGGUACUUCUUCGUGCCGAGGGACCGCCGGAGCAGCAACGGCGGCCGGCCCAACCGGACCACAGAGCGCGGGUUCUGGAAGGCCACGGGGUCCGACCGGCCGAUCCGGAGGGCAUCCGAGCCUCGGCGCGUCCUCGGGGUGAAGAAGACGCUAGUUUUCUACCGAGGGCGUGCCCCGCGCGGCACCAAGACAGAUUGGGUCAUGAACGAGUACCGCCUGCCGGAGAGCAGCACCGGCGCCGGCGACAUGCCUGUCAAGGAAGAUAUAGUCCUGUGCAAGGUAUACAGGAAAGCCACAUCGCUGAAGGAAUUGGAACAGAGAGCGAAAAUGGAGGAUGUGAAGGCCUCACCGGCCCACAUAUCCAUGACUACGACAGACAACACAUCCCACUCCGACCAAGACAACCAGCUGCAGAGCCCGCUGGCUCCGUUCUACUGCGGCGUCAAAGAGAUGAAAGAAGAGGUGCCGAAAGAUUUCGAGGCGACUUCGUCAUCCUCCUCCUCGCUGCCCUCGACAUCAUCGGUCGUGAGGCCGACGAUGCUUCCGGAGCUCCAGGUCCCGAAGAUGGAUCUGGAGUGGAUGCAGGAUCCUUUCUUGACGCAGCUACGGAGCCCAUGGAUGGACCUCUGGUCUCCUAAUUAUGCCAACAUCCUUAACUACUAGCUACUUCUCUUCUCUUCUCUAUCUAUCAUAUAUAGAUAAUUAGUACACAACAUCUAGCGUCUGUGACAAGUGCGAUCUCUUUAUGGCGCCAUUUGUAUCGUUCCUCGACUUAACUCUUGUUCAAACAGAAGAUGGAAGUAGCUGCCUGUGAAUUUUUUAUUUAUCUGAUUUCAAUGGAUCUUACAAAUACUAAAUUUGUUAACACCUCUUCAAUUGAAUGCUUAUCAAAUUCCAUUUUAUAUCGUCGUGUAGUAGUCAGUCACAUGUAUUGAAAUUAUUUGGCUAGAAUAAUGAUCAUUAACAAAUAUCAGAUCA
Zingiber officinale is the source of this 1224-nucleotide messenger RNA. Its product is annotated as NAC domain-containing protein 22-like. The transcript is spliced from 3 exons. Gene Ontology annotation, biological process: regulation of DNA-templated transcription. Bases 4 to 909 code for a protein of 301 amino acids. The record is from RefSeq and is a predicted model, not a curated record. NCBI's taxonomy places the organism in Eukaryota, Viridiplantae, Streptophyta, Magnoliopsida, Zingiberales, Zingiberaceae. Gene Ontology annotation, molecular function: DNA binding.